This is a messenger RNA of Physcomitrium patens, 2250 nucleotides long. The record is from RefSeq and is a predicted model, not a curated record. NCBI's taxonomy places the organism in Eukaryota, Viridiplantae, Streptophyta, Bryopsida, Funariales, Funariaceae.
AGCGGUACACACACACACACACACACACACACAGACACACAUACACACAGACAGACCAUGCACCUGAUGACUGCACGGCACGAAAAGGACUGGAUCCAUCGUCGAGAUCUCGCCCGGGUUCCUCAUGCAGCUCCAUUUGUGUAACUGAUCAGUGAGUUACCCAUUUCUUGUGUGUGUGUGCGAGUGUGUGCUCAUUUGCCUUGCGGGUUUUGCUGAUGGAGCUCCCCGAAUGAAGAACCCAAUUGAUGUUAUGUGGGAAGUCGGGUACACGUUUCAGUUAUCUACAAAAGUGAACCAGCUGCCAAUUGUUUCAGUGAAUACACACAAAAUCCCUGCAGUGGACGGACAUUGUUCUGCUGGCUGAGUCCUUCUACGCUUGCCGCCGGUUACGGUGGUUGAAGGGAGAGAGCAGCUUUUAAUCGGCUGCUGUUUUCUCUGCAUCUGAGGAGUAUCUGAAACCCACGGAGUUCGACUGGGCUUCCUGGCCAUUCUGCACAACCUGAAACGCUGUAAAACCAACAAAAAACAGAAAUGCAAAUGAAAAUGCAUUUCAAAUGAAAACGCAUUUCAACUCGAGCAACGCUUCGUCGGAUAAUCCGAAUCCACUGGAUUGAGCAUCACUAGGUGCAUUUAGGUCGAAUUGAGACGAGAUCAGCUUUUUAAGAUACGUCCUCAGAGAUCAACACUCUCUGUGGUUUCAAAGAAAGUUCUACACAUGAGAAGUAUUUAUUUUUCACUGCACAUUUCUGUUGCACAUAUUUUAGCGAAUGCUCACGCGUAAUUAUAUCCCCUCUUUACACCAGGCAUGCAAUGCUGGGAACAGCUUUGGAAUAAUCAGAUCUCGCAGCACCGCAAAGCACUCUCGAAGAACCCGGACGCUGUUACAGCAGGAAGCGACUCGCAAGAGCUGAUGAACCCUGAGCACACCGACUGCAGCUCGCAGGCGAAAUGCCAACCUAAAAUGACUCUUGUAAAGAAAUCAAUAGCUGCGGCACGGCACGUAGAUCCAUUGAUAUACGUCUGCAUUAUACUUAUCCUCUUGGGCUACAUGGGUGUCGACGUCUACACUCGCAGAGCGUCGGAGUAUGAUCCUAGAGCUUGCCCGCCGCUCCACGCAGACGCAUCAGCACAUCAACAUGGGAAAUUGACAAGAAAAGGUACUCGAAUGAUGGACUGUGGAUCAAUCGAGGGCCAUCUUCCCUUGGAGCGGAGCUGGUUGCUGCAGAGUGGAAGCAAAAGUAACUCGCCAGACGCUUGGCGCUACAUGAAGUGGAUCGGAAAGCCGGCGAGGUGCAGGGUUAAGGGGCAUUUAAUCGAGGCUCUCGAUGAUGUGUACAACUUCCGGCGGGGGUAUGCGUUAAAGUACGUCGCGGAUGUCGAAGACAAGACUCAUAUUUUGCCGUGGUUGCUUGGGAACAGAGUCGACUUGAACUUGCCCCGGCGGCGAGUGCUGAUGGACCUCGGCGGCAACAGGUUCGACACCAGUGUUACGUGGUUUAAUCGAAUGUACCCAUGCGAUUUUACCGAGGUGCAUGUUUUCGAGAUCGACAGGAACCUGUUCAAAUUCCCCAAGGAGGACCAUGAGGAGUUCAAUGGACCCUUUCAGAACUCCGCAUCGAUUAUGGUGAGGAAUGCGCCGCCAAUCCCCAAGUGGAUGAUUGACCGCAUGAAGCUAUACAACGUCUUUGUCUCGGACGGCGAUGACCCCAGCACCAAUGCCCUCAACAUCACGCGAUUCAUGACGGAAACUCUGGACCUUAAAGCUGCAGAUACGGUUGUUGUUAAGAUGGACAUCGAGGGAAGCGAGUGGUCCAUUCUGAAACGAUGGAUGGCUAACCCUGAAAUACCGCGGAUUGUCGAUGAACUGUUUGUGGAGAUUCACUACAGCCAUGAAAGUAUGGAUGCGUUCGGCUGGCAGCAGUUCAAGGAUCACACGAGAGACGAUGCCACUCGUCUUCUCGCUGCACUGAGAUCAAAAGGAUUUUUCGUUCAUGCAUGGCCGUAAGUGCACUGUCAGUGGCUCUAAUCAUUCUUGAUCUGAUCAUGUGAGCCAUCGUCAACUCGAUUGAAAGUCUACUAGAGUCUUCAUCGACCUGAAAAUUCUCUCAGAAGGUUUUGUGUAGAUUAGUUGGUUGCAGCAGUAGCCUAUAUUUUGUCUCCGGCGUCAGUCAAUUUUCUUAGCAAGGCUUGUUCAAUUUUAUGAAUUGUUCAUUUCAAAAUUCGACAUUAUGGUUCCAGUGCGUUGAUUAA